UUCACUGACCAAAAUAUCAAAGUCAUCACUUACUGAUUUGUCAAAUUUUUUCUCUCCUCAUUUUAGUCCCCACAAAAAGCAUUAUCCCAGAUCAGUCUUCCCCUUUGCAGUCAAGUCAGCAAUGGCGCAGCCGGUGAUUUUCUGCCGUGAAAUAUCCGCGUCGCCGGCGAAUUGCACAUCCUAUUCACCAUUCCAUCAAGUGGAUGGUCAAAGCAGUGUACCCUUCGCAGCUUCUUGUUUAAGGGUACCCAAAAAUUGUUCACUAGUAGCUGCUAGAUGCUCCUUGAAACCAUCUAUGAUGCCUUCAGCAUUGGUCACUUCUAGGCCCCAACAAGUGUCCACAGAUCCUGUUAAUGUUGUUUGUGACGGAAAAAUUGGUGUUUUGUUGCUUAAUCUUGGUGGCCCUGAGUCUCUUGAAGAUGUGCAGCCAUUUUUAUUCAAUCUUUUUGCUGAUCCUGAUAUUAUUCGAUUGCCAAGGCUGUUUCGGUUUUUGCAAAGGCCGCUUGCGCAAUUCAUAUCUGUUGCUAGAGCACCUAAGAGCAAAGAAGGUUAUGCUUCAAUUGGUGGUGGCUCUCCUCUUCGACGGAUAACUGAUGCUCAGGCUGAAGCCUUGAGAAAAGCACUGUGGGAAAGGAAUGUGCCUGCAAAGGUGUAUGUUGGUAUGCGCUACUGGCAUCCAUUCACGGAGGAAGCCAUUGAGCUGGUAUUGUUUCUUUGAUUUUCUUUUGUAAAC
Nicotiana tabacum (common tobacco) is the source of this 733-nucleotide messenger RNA. Lineage: Eukaryota; Viridiplantae; Streptophyta; Magnoliopsida; Solanales; Solanaceae. The record is from RefSeq and is a predicted model, not a curated record.